CUGUCAGUCAUCCGCGUCCUGGGAGGCGGGGUGACAGGAGCUGCUGAAUGAUAUGGAGACAACCUGUGUGCAGGCUUUGAAUUGAGAAGGAUGCAGAGCGUGAAGCUCAAUAAUGGCGUUGAGAUGCCGCUGGUGGGACUGGGCACCUUCAAGGUGAGAGGCUACGAGGUUGUGCACCAGACCCUAGACUCAGCUCUGGGUCACGGCUAUCGCUCCUUUGACACGGCGGGCGUCUACCAGAACGAAGCGGACAUCGGCAGGGCGCUGAAGGAGCUGCUCCCGAAACACGGGCUGUCCCGACACGACAUCUUCAUCACCAGCAAGCUGGCGCCCAGGGACCACGGGCCGGAGGCUGAGGCUGGAUGCCUGCGGAGUCUGGAGGCGUUGGAUUGUGAGUACCUGGACCUCUACCUCAUCCACUGGCCCGGCAAGCAGGGCUGGAAGAGCGAGGACCCGCGGAACCCGGAGUGCCGACAGCAAAGCUGGGAGGCGAUGGAGAGCUUGUACAGGCAUGGAAAGUUCCGGGCGAUCGGCGUGUCCAACUACACAGUGGGCCACCUGCAAGAGCUGCUGACCCAAUGCCAGGUCAAACCUGCCGUGCUCCAGGUGGAAUAUCAUCCACGUCUGGUGCAGAGUGAGCUGCUUGCCUUCUGCUCAGAGAGCGGGUUCCACCUCCAGGCCUACUCCUCCUUGGGGACCGGAUGUCUGGUCACGGAGCCAAAGGUCAAAGGCCUGGCCGACAGCCUGGGAAAGACCCCCGCCCAGGUCCUGCUGCGGUGGGCCCUCCAGCAGGGAAUCGGGGUCAUUCCCAAAUCCACCAAUCCCGAGCGCAUCGCUCAGAACGCCCGGCUUUUCGACUUCCGCCUGGCCGAGGAGGACAUGGAGCUACUGAGCGGGUUGCACUCCGACACCCGGUACUGCUGGGAUCCCCGUGCCGUAGUUUGAGCACCCUGACUGUGCCGCACCCUGACUGUGUUACACCCACACUGUGUAUCUUGAGCGCGCUGGCAGUGGCUUGCUGUUUCCUCGCUGCACCUUCACCUCUUCCCUGAUUUUAAACCAUCUGACUCUGGGGAAAGAGACCAACUUACAAACCUGUGUGUCUUUUAUCUAGAAUUACACCGUAUGUACAGCACAGAAACAGGCAAUUCGGCCUAACUGGUCCGUGCUGGUAUUUCUGCUCCACACAAGCCUCCUCCCACCCCCUCUUCAUCUCACCCCAUCACCAUGUCCUUCAUCUCCUUUCUCCCUCAUAUGUUUAUCCAGCUUCCCCCUUAAAUGUAUCUAUAAUAUUCACCUCAAUCGCUCUCUGUGGUAGCAAGUUCCACAUUCUCCCAUUCUCUAGGUUACAGGGUUUUCUCCUGAAUUCCCCAUUGGAUUUAUUAGUGACUGUCUUAAAUAUAUGGUCCCUAGUUUCAGAUUCCCUAAUUCACUUCUGAAAUUUCUCCUUUUCUCCUGCGUUCAGCAGUUCAGGAUACAAUACCCCAAGCGUGGCAGCCUGACAGAGCACACUAUCCUAGCCAGCACCCCUCCCAUUCCUCAAGAGGGUACAUUACCUGAGCGAGCAUCCUUCUGGUCCCUCAAUAGGAUACAGUACCCAGGCCAGCACCUGUACAGGGACAGCUUUUUAGAUGAAGCACUUCACUGUAAUACAGGUGUGAACUGUGGCUCAGUGGGUGGUGCCACUCAGAGUCAGAAGUUUGUGGGUUUGAGCCCCACUCUCAAGGCUUGAACCCCAGAAUCCAAGUGCCAGUACUGAGGGAGUGCGGCACUGUCAGAGGUGCCAUCUUUUGGAUGAGAUAUUAAACUGAGGCCCUCUUACCGCAGGUGGAUGUAAAUGAUCCCACGGCCUCUAUUGGAACAAGAGCAGGGGGCGGGGAGGGAAGGGGCUGGAGAUCCCUCCGGUGCCCUGGGAAUGAUAUUUAUCCCUCAACCAACAUUACUGAAACAGAUGAUCUGGGUCAUUAUCACAUUGCUGUUUGUGGGAUCUUGCCAUGCACAAUUUGUCACAGUUUGUAAUGCACUUUACAACAGUGACCACACUUCAAAAGCACCUCACUGCCUGUGAAAUGCAUUGGGACAUUGUGAAAGGAGCUAUAGAAAUGCAUAAAUAUUAUACCGCCUGUUACUCUGUAAAAUGCCUGAGAAAACACAUUUUGUACUCAUUUAUUUUGUGAAUUGUAUUCCCGUGGAAUCUACAUUUAAACAUAAAAUAAAGCAUCAUCUCAGAUGGA
Carcharodon carcharias (great white shark) is the source of this 2234-nucleotide messenger RNA. RefSeq lists its product as uncharacterized. The transcript has 2 exons. The record is from RefSeq and is a predicted model, not a curated record. Gene Ontology annotation, molecular function: oxidoreductase activity. The coding region runs from base 91 to 945 and encodes 284 amino acids. NCBI's taxonomy places the organism in Eukaryota, Metazoa, Chordata, Chondrichthyes, Lamniformes, Lamnidae.